AUGGACUUCGAUCCUUUGAGCUUGUUCACUCCUGCAGUGGCUACAGUAGAGGAUGAAGAGCAAGAAUUGUUGAAUAUCGCAGAGCCUUCCGCAAGUAUAUACCGUGUAGAUUCUGGACCAGAAGUUGAGUCCGAGUCUGAACUGGAAGAAGCUCUAGAUGAGCCAGUUCAUUUCCUAGACUUACCCUUACUUCAACUAAGCCCUCCUAAUGAAGUUCUUCUUUUAUUUCUAAAGCUCUUGGCGCCAGAACAAGUUCAUAACUUCUCAAAGGAAUCCACUGCAACUACAGCUAUUGAAGACCCUCCGCUCAGCUCGGACAUCUUCACGGAGAAAGAUGUCGAGGCGCUUGUUCCUGCUGCCUUACCCUGGCUCUGUCAAUACUGCCCGAGGUUCAACAGCGCUGAGAAAUUAAUACGCCUUCCCCUGUUAUCGGGCUCAUUGAAGCUGCAACCCAGCUACAACUCGUGGUUGACCAAGGUAAUCUCCACGCCAACGGCUUCAGAUGAUGUCUUAAAGCAAGGGUCGCUUAGAAUUUCGGAAAACUGCGGUAGGACAGCCCAGCCAGAAAUAAUUCGUAAGAUAACUAUUCCAGACUUAGAAAAGUUUGGCAAGUCGUACAUCUCAUUAAGGGAACCUUCAUUGACCAGUGAUAACCUCGGGUUGAAAACCUGGGGUUCAUCUCUCAUCCUAUCUUCAAGGUUAGUGAAAUCUUGUACCAGUGGUAAGUCGAAGUACAUGAUUGAACCAAUUCUAGAAUUGGGUUCAGGUACUGGCUUGGUCGGAAUAGUGGCUAGUCUACUUGGCUAUGAAACGAUUCUUACAGACUUGAAAGAGAUAGUGCCCAACCUUCAGGCCAAUAUAGACCUAAAUGAGGAUGGUGCUGCUCCAAAGGCACAGGUUGAGGAAUUGGAUUGGACGAACCCAGCUCCAUUUGUACUGAAAGCUCCGCUGAGAAAGAACUCCUACAAGACAAUCAUACUAAGUGAUCCGAUAUAUCUGUCUCAGCAUCCAUACUGGGUGGUAGACAUGAUCAGCGUGUUCUUAUCUGUGGAGCCCAACGCCAGAGUAUUGAUUCAAAUCCCGCUCAGGCCUAAAUAUGAGCAGGAAAGAGCGUUGCUUUGGCGCUUGCUCGACAAGAGUGGGUUUGUAGCGCAAGAGGAAGAAAUAGAAGAUGGGUUCGAUGAUUUCGGAGAAAUGAAGUUUUGCUUCAAACAGUUGAAGCGUAAACAGAGAGAUGAACAAGAUAAGGGAGAACAAUAUUAA
Molecule: messenger RNA, 1263 nt
Organism: Dujonia railenensis
Lineage: Eukaryota; Fungi; Ascomycota; Pichiomycetes; Serinales; Debaryomycetaceae
Source: the annotation of a GenBank genome assembly